GUAGCACCACCCAUGUUCUUUUAUGGUCAAAUCCAACCCAAUGUCAUGUAAUAGCACGAGAUGCCUGCAAUUGCUGGAGAAAUGCAAGAACUUGAAACAGCUAAAGCAAGCUCAUGCGCAGGCAAUCAUUUGUGGACUCGGCGGUAACAAUUUUGCUUUGAGCAGGCUAUUAGCUUUCUGCUCCGACCCAAAUCAUGGCAGUCUCAGCUACGCGUGGAACCUGUUUCGGCACAUUCAACGCCCCACCCUUUGCAUCCUCAACACCAUGAUGAAGGCUUUCUUGCUCAAUGGUGACCUCGCCAACACCAUAAAUGCUUAUUCCCUAAUGUUGUUCAACGGUAUGUACCCAGAUAAUUAUACUUUACCCUAUGUGUUAAAGGCUUGCGCAAAGCUGCAAUCUAGUUUGCUAGGAGAAUUAGUUCACGGACAUUGUUUGAAACUGUGCUUUUUGUCUGAUACUUUUGUGGGUAAUUCUUUGAUUUAUAUGUAUUGCGCGUUUGAUAAUGUGAGAGCAGCAAGGUACAUAUUCAAUGAAAUUACUGACCCAAAUGUUAUGUCAUGGACGCUUAUGAUUUCUGGGUAUGCAAAAGUGAGUGACGUUGACGCUGCAAGAUCUUUGUUUGAUGAGGCAUCGGUGAAGGAUAGAGGAAUAUGGGGUGCCAUGAUUUCUGGGUAUACGAAGAAUAGUUGUUUCAAGGAGGCAUUGUAUAUGUUCCGAUUGAUGCAAUUGACUGAUGUUGAGCCGGAUGAGGCCGUAUUUGCGUCCAUUCUUUGUGCUUGUGCUCACUUGGGUGCUUUGGACACUGGAAUUUGGAUUCACAGAUAUUUGGAUAAACAGAAGUUGCCAUUGAGUUUGCGUCUGGGCACUGGUCUCAUAGAUAUGUAUGCAAAAUGUGGGAAUUUGAAUAUGGCCAAAAAGGUGUUUGAUGAAAUGCCUGAAAGAGAUGUUAUUUGCUGGAAUGCUAUGAUUUCAGGAAUGGCAGUGCAGGGAGAUGGAGAAAGAGCACUUGAGCUGUUCAGGGAGAUGGAGAAAGCUGGGGUGAGGCCAGAUGAUAUUACUUUCAUUGUGAUUUUCACUGCUUGUUGUUAUUCUGGUGUGGUAUUUGAAGGCAUAAAAAUGCUAGAUAAAAUGUGUAAUGUGUACAAUAUUGAGCCUAAAAGUGAACAUUAUGGAUGUAUGGUUGACCUACUCAGCAGAGGUGGGCACCUGGAAGAAGCAGUACAAGUAAUUCAAAUGAUGCCCAAUUCAAGUAAUCCGUCUGAUGAAGCCAUAGCUUGGAGGGCAUUGCUGAGUGCAUGUUGUAGUCAUGGACACACCAAACUGGCUGAGUCUGCUGCUAAGAAGCUGGCGCAGUUAGAGCAUCACAGUGGGGCAUAUGUUCUGCUUGCAAAUCUAUAUGCAGCCGCUGGGAAACAUGAUGAUGCCAAAAGAAUGAGGAAGAUGAUGAAAAGCAGAGGGGUCUAUAAGGUUCCAGGAUGCAGCUCAGUCAAGAUAAAUGGGGUAGUUCAUGAGUUCAUUGCAGGAGAGAAAAGCCAUCCCCAAAUAGCGGAAAUACAUUUACUUUUGGAGAAAUUAGACAAGCAGUUGGAAUGUUAAAUCUGGAACCUCAUUUGUUUCUGGUUGAAGCGCACUGAUCCAUGGAAUAUUUAUGGAUGAUCCAUUUAUAUUGUGAACAUCUGGACAACAGCUUCAAUGUUCAAUCAUUUUUCCUCAUGUCAUGCUAUUGUUUAUACCAAUGGUUCCGUCAGCCAAGUAAUGGCAUUCAAUAAAGAGUCUAGAAGGCUUUCCACUCGCACCUGGAAAGGAUUUAAAGACACUUUAUGGCAUAAUUUGGCAGAAGAUUUCCACGGCUAUUGUAAUUUCAAGCUUUCUAGUUGACAUGGGAAACUGAAGGCCAUUGCCCAAGUAUUGUUGGGUAAUAUUGGAGGUAAUCUUCUCAACUAUAAAAUGAAGGGUUGACUGCCAUCUGGCCAUGGGCAUGAUUUGUUGUUUCAAGGUCUGAGUCAUAAUAAUGGUAAUGAGCAACUGGUUAUCUUCUGGAAGACUGCUGGUGCUGGGUUCCAACUGCUCUACACUCACCUACGCCAGCUUCAUCUCAGGAGCUUUGAGUUUGUCAUUUGUUGUUGAAGAGGGGUCGCAAAUGGGCUAAAAUCAACAUUUAGCCCCUCACCUUACAAAAUUGGUAGGUUUUAGCCCCUAAUCUUAUAAUAUCACACUUUUAGCCUUUAACUUACAAAGUUUGUAGGUUUUAACCCCUUACCUUACAAAAUUGAUAGAUUUUAACUCAUCACUUUAUAUUAUGACAUUUUUAACCUCUUAUCUGUAUGAAUUGAAGAAAAUAGCUUUUAUUUA
Molecule: messenger RNA, 2353 nt
Organism: Rubroshorea leprosula
Lineage: Eukaryota; Viridiplantae; Streptophyta; Magnoliopsida; Malvales; Dipterocarpaceae
Source: the annotation of a GenBank genome assembly